This is a messenger RNA of Miniopterus natalensis, 357 nucleotides long. The record is from RefSeq and is a predicted model, not a curated record. NCBI's taxonomy places the organism in Eukaryota, Metazoa, Chordata, Mammalia, Chiroptera, Miniopteridae.
AUGGCGGCGAUGGCCACACUGUGGCGGAAAGCAUGAGACCACGUGAAGACCAAGGAGUUCCGGGAUUCCGUGACCAGCACACACUUUUGGGGUCCCCUGGCCAACUGGGGCCUACCGCUGACUGCCUUUAGGGACAUGAAGGCGUCUCCGGAAAUCAUCAGCAGCCGCAUGACAACAGCGCUCAUCUUCUACUCAUUGGCCUUCAUGUGCUUCGCUUACCGCGUACAGCCUCGAAACCUGUUGCUGAUGGUCUGUCACGGCGCCAACUUGACGGCGCAGAGCAUGAAGGCCGCCCGCUACCUGGGCUACAAUUAUGGUGCGUGCGCGUGCGACCCCAAUCUGCAGUCCUUGAAGUGA